CUUCCCGCCCGCCGCCGCAGUGGUGUCGGGCGCGAGUGCGCCGCGCCCGCCGCUCCCGCCCCGCUCCCCCGGCACCGCCGCCACCCCCGGCACCCCCGAUCCUCCUCGCAAGCCCCCCCGCCGCCAGUCCUCCCCCUCGCACCGCCAUGGCCGACGAGCUCGACUUCACCACGGGCGAUGCCGGCGCCUCCUCCACCUACCCUAUGCAGUGCUCGGCGCUGCGCAAGAACGGCUUCGUGGUGCUCAAGGGGCGCCCCUGCAAGAUCGUGGAGAUGUCCACCUCCAAGACGGGCAAGCACGGCCACGCCAAGGUCCAUUUGGUUGGUAUUGAUAUCUUCACUGGUAAAAAAUAUGAAGAUAUUUGCCCAUCAACUCAUAACAUGGAUGUCCCAAAUAUCAAGAGGAAUGAUUACCAGCUGAUAGGCAUUCAGGAUGGGUAUCUCUCCCUGCUGACAGAAAGUGGUGAAGUUCGUGAGGAUCUAAAGUUGCCAGAAGGGGAUCUUGGCAAAGAAAUAGAAGGAAAAUUCAAUGCCAAUGAAGAUGUGCAGAUAUCUGUCAUAAGUGCAAUGAAUGAAGAAUGUGCUGUAGCCAUAAAGCCUUGCAAGUAAAGAAGAUUGCCAGGCUCGGGCAGCUGCUCAGGUCUGGAGAAACCACAGAUCUAUAAAUUUGGUCCUUAUUGUCACCAAAGCUCUGGCCUUCACAAGCAACCUCAUUUCCUUUUUGAAUUGUUAAAAAGCAGUGCUGGAUUCUGGAUUAGUGUUGCAGGCUAACUGGCAGUUUUCAAAAUCACUGAGAUUUUAAUUCCUUAAUUGUAACUAUUUUAACAUUCCUGUGGGUUUCAGCUAUGGAUCUAAGAAACCAAUCAGGUGUUACUAGUGGAUAUAUUUUUAUUUGCUUGAGCAAAACAGUGUUUGUCUGUAUGAACAGACAAAAUACAGUAUUCAGGGGCUUUUAGAUAAGCUGGUAGGUAUCUAGGAUUAUAAAGUGACCUAGAGCACAAAUAGUAUUUUUCUUGACAUCUUUAGGUAGAACUGACAAUAAAAGUAGCUUUUUUUUUUUUCCCUUUUUUUAAAGCUUAAGUACUUUGUGGAUUGGGACUCUUGCAGAACUGUAGGUGCCAAUCACAACUUUUAGACCAAGAAACUCAAGUGAUCAGAAAUGCCAGCUGGCUUGACCAAGCCCCAGUGGCCAUGUGCAACUAAACUGUAUUACCUCUGUUUUCUUCUUUGCCAACUUGUUGGCUUAUUGUAACGAUAAAAUGGUUUAAAAAAAAAGCCUACCUGUGGUUUAGGCAGGUCAUUGGAAUAUUGAGUAGAUAAGACAUAGAUAGGUCAAGGGAACACAAAGGUGAGAAUGGAUGUUAAAGCUAUAGACUUUCACUCGAGGCCUUUGUCAGACUUGAAAAAUAAAAUAGAAAAAUGCAGUUCAAUUGCUUUCCUUUAUUAUAUUUAUCUUAAACUAUAAAAGGGUGACAAACUCCAUGGGAAUCUGUUGCAGUGCUUCCAGCUUUAGGUUUUAACCUUCAGGUUCAGACCAUAUUUUUGUAGCACAGGGACCACACGUUUUUCAGAAAGUGGGACAAACUGUAGCAUUGAGCCUAAACUAAAUGCAUGUGAUUUUUUUUUUUUUUAAUAAAACUUGUAUUUUCAAAACAUAAACUUGACAGACGAUACCGAACAACCACGGCUUCACUAUAAAAGUAAAUAACUUGCUACCUAGUUAGGGAAGCUGGCUCCUGUCCUGGGGAGUUCUGAGUCAUAGCAACAUGCAUGCAUGCCUCUAACUAUUUAGUAGCUUAACAAGGCUUCACAGCAAUAGUUAUGGAAGGAUAACUAGCCUGCUCCUGUCUAAGGUGUUCAACUUGAAUUCUGAAACUUGGUGACUCUUCAUGAGUGUGGAAACUUCCUUAGUCCAUGGCUCAGACCUCUCUUCACAGCUGAUAAUUUGUUUCAUGAACUUGCCUUAAUGCUCAGUGGCUGAUGGAGGAUGACACAGAAGCUGCCCCGGACAGCACGCACAAGUCACACUACUUGGCAGCCAGAGUUGGACUCCAUGCUGCUCUUAACUGCUUAAAAUGUCUUCAGCUUCAUAGUUUGUACUCUCUAGUCCCCAAAGGGCUCGUGGCAACUGUCCUGAGCUGCCCUUGGCCACACUGGGGCAGGGCUAAGCAAACCUUGGAGGUGUAAUGCAGGUGGCAAAAGCAUUCGUUGUCCACAGACUUCCCACGCCAGGGAGAGCAGUACCAGUGAAGGUAAAGACAGCAAUAAAUACACUCUGGUAAUAAAGCACAGCUGCCUGGGACACCUGGCAGAGGUAGGACCUGCCACACGCUCUUGCCUAGCACAAAACAUGUUGCAGGUGAGCUCUAGAAAUAGCACCUUGACUGAAAUGGCAAAGCUUCUUUUAAAAGAAGCUCUAGAUUGAAAUGCUUCCAGAAUAGUUGUGGAGUGGAUGAGGAAUAGUUCAGGCUAGUCUGCACUGUGCUCCCUUCUGCCUCCCCAUCAAGCUGGUACCUGGAAGUCAGGCUUUGUUGGCUUUGGAGGUGACUAACCAUUGCUGGUGAUGCUGACAGCAAGCUGAGCUGUGGUGCCACGUGGGAGGCCACAGGUUGCUAUGUCCAACUAAUGCAAGUUUUAUCACCAUAUUAUAAAUACUUCCAAUAUGCUUGAAGACUGCAAGACUUGAAUUUGUUCUUGCUCUGGCAGUGCUUUAGUCUAUUUUCAGGUUCCUGUCUGUCCUCUAAAACCUUGUUGGAAGACAGGUUCCUGAUGUCACUGGCCCACAAUCUGAGCAGUUACUCGGACUAAGCUUCUGGGACCAGGGCUGGUUUAAGCCCUGCUCCUCCAAGUGGAGUCCUGGCUUGACUGGAGUUUUCAGGUACUACAGCAAUCUGAGGAGAGAGGUUUCCUGACCUCCAGCUUGCUGGAAGAGCCCUCCUCGGGACUUUCAGAUGUCCUUCUAUUGCAACCUUCAGUUCUGCAAGAUUUUAAUGAUUAAGUACUUCAUUAUAGGUUUGUUCUUAUAUACUUAGUUGUCUUUGUGAAGCACUUCAGACACCAUGGAAGUGCAGAGCAUCAUGCAUGAACUUUCCCAUAGGUACAUAAGCAUGUCUUAAAGCAUAAUCUCCAAGUUUCAGUAAGGUUAAAAGUUGCUUCUAAAUGAAAACAUUGUAUUUGAAGCAUUUUUUUUUUUCCAAACUAAGACGCUUCAGUUUCCUGUCAGAAUCGUUGCAAUGAACUUUGUGAUCAGUAGUCCAUAGAGAUGUGUAUUUUUAAUAUCCAUAACCAAGUGCUUAGGGAAGUUCUCCUUUCAUAGCUUUAUUUUAAAACAGAUCUUACCAGUGUAUUUGUUCUGUAUUACUGUCUUAACACUUAAAUUGUGUCAAAACCAUAAACUUCUUAUAGCUGAUGGCAAUUGCUCAGAGUAAAGCCUGUGAACACAGGGAGGUGGUGAGAGGUAUUUCCACUCCAAGUAAUGCGUUUUUUUAUGGCUCCUGUUCAUUGAGUUUCUCUUACUACUUCACACAAUUGGAAAGAGUGCAGUGUUUUCUGCCUCAAAUGUUGGCAAGUAAUACUUUGAGAAUUCAAUAGAUCCUUUUAAUUUUUGCUUAUAAUGAUGGUUUUUCAACUGGGCUCUUGCUGGUUGAGCCAUGUUCUCAGGGCUGUUUUUUUUAAGCUGAAGUUCAUUGUUUCUCUUGCAGGUUUUUCUAAUCUGAAGUGUACCCAGAAACGGUGCACGGUCUGUAGUUUCUCAAUACAGAUAAUUUUACAUAAUCUGUAAAGAAGUCAAGUCUGUUGACAGUUCUAACUCUUAUGGUUACUGCAGGUCAGUCUCACAGAAUUCGAAAUUCAAUAAAUCCCACUAUUUUUUUUUUUUUUUUUGGUUGAGUAAUUAGAACGUAGUUUGUUACAGUAGAACUAAACUUCAGGCUAUAAAGAGACCUUGUUCAGGAUAUUUCGAGUAUCCGCUGGGAAUGUUACUGAAAGUGUGGAUCCUGGAGGCGCUCCAGCUCCCGCACUGUGGCCCUGCAGUAUUUGGCAUCCGAGAGUGACUUGGUUUGUUGAGCUCCAAGGAAAUGUUUGCUGUGCUUUGCUGUAUCGCAGAACCCCUUUUGUCCUGUGCUGUGUGUUGUAAGCAAACCUGGCUGCUCGUGGGACAAACCCGACCCUGGAACCGGCCCCGGCAGCUGCGGUGUCUGUUUUGGGAAGCUCUGUUACUGUUCUCAACACCAUGGAAACGAUCAGGGGAAAAGAUUUGUACGUGUGUGUGUGUGUUUUGCUCCAGAAAUAAUAAAGGUGUCAGUGCUGUGGGGAAAUGGUGCUGGUUACAGUGACGGGAGCGCGGUGGGGCUGCCAGGGGGGGUUCGCAGACACUUUUAGGGGCGGGGGCGGGUGGUUGCGGUUGUGUGGGAGGAAGAAGAAGGCGUGCGGGAAUAACGCUGGGAACGCCACAGGGCCUUCCCUCACGCCAGCCGCCAUCUUCCCGGCAUGCGCCGCGCGCCGACGCGGUGACGUCACCGCCGCGGGUAUAAAAGCGCGGCGUGGCCGGGCGCGCUUCCUUUCUGCGGGAGCGGCGCGGCGGGAGCGCUAUGGCGCCGCAAAAGGACCGAAAAUCCAAAAAGUCAACCUGGAAGUUUUGCCUCGACCUGACCCAUCCUGUGGAAGAUGGAAUCUUCGAUUCCGGAAAUUUUGGUCCCUUCCCUAGUUCAUACCUAGGGUGCCAUUCCCUAGUGUUCUAUUUCCUUAAUGUUGAAACAGGAACAGUUCCUAAAGGAGAAGGUUAAGGUCAAUGGGAAAACUGGAAACUUGGGCAACACUGUUCACAUUGAACGUCUGAAGAACAAGAUCACAGUGACAUCUGAGAAGCAGUUUUCUAAAAGGUACCUGAAAUACCUGACCAAGAAGUACCUCAAGAAGAACAACCUGCGGGACUGGCUGCGCGUCGUCGCGUCCGACAAGGAGACCUACGAGCUGCGCUACUUCCAGAUCAGCCAGGACGAGGAGGGCUCCGAGUCCGAGGGGUAACAGCCCUGGCUUCAUGCUCAGUGCAGAGUACAAAAGACUAGAACAUCUAUUUAUAUCUUUAACUUAUUGGUGAAUAAAGAUUUUGUACCCUGUUGGACAGAG
This is a messenger RNA of Taeniopygia guttata (zebra finch), 5126 nucleotides long. RefSeq names its product eukaryotic translation initiation factor 5A2 (gene EIF5A2). Gene Ontology annotation, molecular function: ribosome binding; translation elongation factor activity; RNA binding. The record is from RefSeq and is a predicted model, not a curated record. Gene Ontology annotation, biological process: positive regulation of translational termination; positive regulation of translational elongation. Lineage: Eukaryota; Metazoa; Chordata; Aves; Passeriformes; Estrildidae.